CAGCGUCGGCCGAAACGUCAUAUGCCUUUCUUUUGGAUUGUUCUUCCACAUUGAACGAUCUGCCGCGUGUUGUGCUCCGAUAAAAUAAGCAAACAUGGCCGUACGACCAGCGUAUAAACCGAAGAUUGUCAAGAAGCGGACGAAGAAGUUCAUCCGCCACCAAUCGGAUCGCUAUGUGAAACUUGCGCCUAACUGGCGUCGGCCGAAAGGUAUUGACAAUCGGGUACGUCGUCGCUUCAAGGGACAGUACCUGAUGCCCAACAUUGGUUACGGUUCGAAGAAGAGCACCCGCCAUAUGCUGCCGACCGGAUUCAAGAAGUUCCUGGUCCACAACGUCCGCGAGCUGGAGGUGCUGAUGAUGCAGAACCGGGUGUACUGUGCCGAGAUUGCGCACGCCGUGUCGUCCAAGAAGCGCAAGGCAAUCGUCGAACGCGCUAAGCAGCUUGCUAUUGCUGUGACGAACCCGAACGCCAGACUGCGUGCCCAGGAGAUGGAGUAAGGCGCCGUACCGUACCGAUGGUGACGAUCACCUACUCCUGUACACUUGCUUUUGUCUAUCGGUCGCUGCGUUUUGGUUUGGCGGAUCUUAUUAUUCUUUCUUCGGAGGAAAGGAUCUGUUUUGAGAAGUAAUAAUAAGAGAUAUUACACUUAAAACAACAAA
Messenger RNA from Anopheles moucheti, 661 nucleotides. RefSeq names its product 60S ribosomal protein L32 (gene RpL32). The record is from RefSeq and is a predicted model, not a curated record. Gene Ontology annotation, cellular component: cytosolic large ribosomal subunit; ribosome. Lineage: Eukaryota; Metazoa; Arthropoda; Insecta; Diptera; Culicidae. Gene Ontology annotation, molecular function: structural constituent of ribosome. Gene Ontology annotation, biological process: translation. The coding region runs from base 95 to 499 and encodes 134 amino acids. The transcript is spliced from 3 exons.